This is a messenger RNA of Drosophila persimilis, 1988 nucleotides long. RefSeq names its product ELAV-like protein 2 (gene fne). Gene Ontology annotation, molecular function: RNA binding. NCBI's taxonomy places the organism in Eukaryota, Metazoa, Arthropoda, Insecta, Diptera, Drosophilidae. The transcript has 5 exons. Gene Ontology annotation, cellular component: ribonucleoprotein complex. The record is from RefSeq and is a predicted model, not a curated record. The coding region runs from base 349 to 1419 and encodes 356 amino acids.
GAACGCUUUAGAACAUAACUAAGUAAAAGAAAAUACGUUUUUUUCGCGAUCGUAGUUGAUCUAAAAACCCCACACAACCGAACUAAAAACCACAGCAACAACCACUUCUGCAGCUAAACAACUUCACGGGACUUGUGCAAAGCGCAGUCGACAUUAAAAUUAAAUACAAAUAAAAAUAAACAUAAACCAUAAUUAAAAGAAGAAAACCUAAUUCGUAAGCGUUAACAACCCAAGCAGUGAGAUUAAUUACUAAGCGAACGACAACAACCAUCUAACAAGCAAAAUCAACCAACCAACCAAGACGAAAAUCGCGUAGUACCGAAACCGGAACCAAAAACAGAAAGCAAAAUGACCAACGCCAUGGAUAUCGUGAAGAACGGCAGCGCUAACGGCUCCGUGGACGGCAGCAAUGAUGAGUCGCGCACCAAUUUGAUUGUCAACUAUCUGCCACAGACCAUGACCCAAGAGGAGAUGCGAUCGCUCUUUUCGAGUAUCGGUGAGCUCGAGAGUUGCAAACUGGUGCGUGAUAAAGUCUCAGGUAAUUUGGUCUUGCCAGCAUCGUUGACCGCCCUCAAUCCGGCACUCCAGCAAGGCCAAAGCCUGGGCUACGGCUUUGUUAACUAUGUGCGUGCCGAGGAUGCUGAGAAGGCUGUGAACACCCUGAACGGCUUGCGUUUGCAGAAUAAGGUUAUUAAAGUAUCAUACGCCCGUCCAAGUUCAGAAUCUAUAAAGGGUGCUAAUUUAUAUGUAUCGGGUCUUCCGAAGAAUCUAUCACAACCAGACUUGGAGGGGAUGUUCGCAUCGUUCGGCAAGAUAAUUACAUCUCGUAUACUCUGUGAUAAUAUUUCCGGUCUAUCGAAGGGCGUCGGUUUUAUACGCUUCGAUCAACGCAACGAAGCCGAGCGGGCCAUACAAGAGCUGAAUGGCAAGACCCCCAAGGGCUAUGCCGAGCCGAUUACCGUGAAGUUUGCCAACAAUCCGAGCAACAGCGCUAAGGCCCAGAUUGCUCCGCCCCUAACCGCCUACUUGACGCCUCAAGCGGCAGCGGCCACCCGACGUCUGGCCGGCGCCCUACCAAACGCUGGACGCAUCAGAUACUCGCCAUUGGCCGGUGAUCUAUUGGCCAACUCGAUAUUGCCCGGCAACGCAAUGACCGGAUCUGGGUGGUGCAUAUUCGUCUACAACCUGGCCCCAGAGACCGAGGAGAACGUGCUGUGGCAGCUGUUUGGGCCAUUCGGGGCCGUUCAGUCGGUGAAGGUGAUCCGGGACCUGCAGACCAGUAAGUGCAAGGGAUUUGGCUUCGUCACAAUGACCAACUACGACGAGGCUGUGGUGGCCAUCCAGUCACUUAAUGGCUACACCCUGGGCAACCGUGUGCUCCAGGUCAGCUUUAAGACUAACAAAACUAAAACUACUUAAGCGAAACUGAACUAGUGUCUAGUCCUAAGCGUAGUCCUCUCUCUCUCUAUCAAUCCUCUAUGAUUUGACAGUACUUUGACAGGACUUUCCGAACGAUUAAAAGUUUGAUUUGCCAACGGCGCGACGCGUCGACGAGUUGUAGUCAAAAUUACACAUUUACUUAUACAGAGAUAAAAACAAACAUUAAUCAAAAUCAUGAUCAUGAUUGAUGGGACAUGUGAGAAAGAGGAGGAUUCUCUAUGAUUUGAUUUGUAUGCUAACGAAAUUAUUAUGAUUGUAAUUCUAAUGAAAUCUUAGUGAAAAUUGAUUUGAUUCUGUGUAUGUGGCGAGUACCGAUUAAACGUCGAUAUGGAUGCACGAAUACUCCAAACUAAUUUAAUUCGAUUAACCAAAGCCCAAAACCUAACAAAAACAAAGCUUGAAUGAGGCAAUGAGAAACACAACAGCAACUAAGGAGUAAAAUGAAGCAGAACCGUUAGGAAAAACAAGACAAAUGUCUAUAAAUUGACAAAAUGAAUAUGGGAGGCAAUGAAGAUUGACAACAUUGCAUUGACACAAAGCAAAACAAA